ACAACAUCCACAUGGAUUACAUGGGCAACUCCUUAAACGCACAACUCCAACAGAGUUCCAACGAAAUCAACAAUGGAGCUGCGUUGCUUGCAGACACUCAAUAUCCCUGCAACUGCUUUAGCAGAGAAGCCAUUUUUGUGUGGACAACCAAUUACAUUGAUUCAAACUAGCACUAAAAGGGGCCCAAAUUCCAACAACCUUAACCCCCUUCGUUUCAGAACUCAAAUUUCAGCAAAAAUUAGCUCAUUGGAACCUCAAGGAACUGCAAAAGAUGUCAAAUCAAAAGAUGCAAAUCUUGUUUUUGUUGCUGGUGCAACCGGUAGGGUUGGUUCUCGGACUGUAAGGGAGCUUCUGAAAUCAGGCUUUAAAGUUCGAGCUGGAGUUCGAAGUGCUCAAAGAGCUCAACCUCUUGUUAAAAGUGUUGAGCAAAUAAAACUUGAGAAUGCUACGGAUGGAGGAGCAAAAGCUAUAGAGAAGCUUGAAAUUGUGGAAUGCGAUUUGGAGAAAAGUUAUCAGAUUAGGCCUGCACUGGGCGAUGCAUCAAUUGUUAUAUGUUGCAUUGGUGCCAGUGAAAAGGAGAUCUUUGAUGUUACUGGACCAUAUCGAAUUGAUUACCUGGCUACUAAGAACCUUAUUGAUGCAGCAACCGUCGCAAAAGUUGACCACUUUAUCUUGCUCACAUCUUUGGGAACAAACAAGGUCGGUUUUCCUGCAGCAAUUCUCAAUUUGUUUUGGGGAGUCCUCCUUUGGAAAAGGAAAGCAGAAGAGGCACUGCUUGCCAGUGGGCUUCCUUAUACUAUUGUGAGACCUGGAGGAAUGGAACGUCCCACUGAUUCUUUUAAAGAAACUCACAAUAUUACUCUUUCGGAGGAAGAUACUUUAUUUGGUGGUCUCGUGUCAAACCUUCAGGUGGCAGAACUAAUGGCGGUUAUGGCCAAAAACCGGAGCCUUUCAUACUGUAAAGUGGUUGAAGUAGUUGCAGAAACAACAGCACCGUUGAUCCCCAUGGAGGACCUUCUUGCAAAAAUUCCCCCCCAACGUGUUGAGGUUUCCCCACCCAAGGAAACUGGUGAUUUACAGAAAUCUGCAACUCCAACCAGUAUUACGUCUGAGAUCCCUGAUGCCUCGCUCGAGAAAAAACCUUCUGAAACAAAGUUGAAAGCAGCAGCACCUCUCUCUCCAUAUACUGCUUAUGCAGAGCUUAAACCGCCUACAUCUCCUAGUCCGAUUCCUCCUGGUGGUCAUCAAGCAGGUGCAAGUGGAGCAGAAGAUAGCAAACCCACUAAAGAAGCCUCUUCUGUUGUUGAUUAUGCUUUUGACAAAGCAGAAUUGCUGACUACAAGACCUUCGUCUCCAUAUGCUGCUUAUGAAGAUUUAAAGCCACCUACAUCUCCUAGUCCAAAUCCUCCCGGAGGUCGUCAAGAAGGUUCAAGUGGAGCAGAAGAUAGUGAACCCACUAAAGCAGUCUCUUCUGUUGUUGAUUCUACUUUUGACAAAGCAGAAUUGCUGACUACAAGGCCUUUGUCUCCAUACACUGCUUAUGAAGAUUUAAAGCCACCUACAUCUCCUAUUCCAAUUCCUCCUGGUGGUCGUCAAGAAGGUGCAAGUGGAGCAGAAGACAGCGAACCCACUAAGGCAGCCUCUUCUGUUGUUGAUUCUACUUUUGACAAAGCAGAAUUGCUGACUACAAGGCCUUUGUCUCCAUACACUGCUUAUGAAGAUUUAAAGCCACCUACAUCUCCUAUUCCAAUUCCUCCCGGUGGUCGUCAAGAAGGUGCAAGUGGAGCAGAAGAUAGCGAACACACUAAGGCAGCCUCUUCUGUUGUUGAUUCUACUUUUGACAAAGCAGAAUUGCUGACUACAAGUUAUGAAGAUCUAAAACCACCUACAUCCCCUAGUACAAAUCCUCCCGGAGGUCGUCAAGAAGGUGCAAGUGGAGCAGAGAAUAGCAAACCCACUAAGGAAGCCUCUUCUGUUUAUUUAUUUACUUUUGACAAAGCAGAGUUGCUGACUACAAGGCCUUUGUCUCCAUACACUGCUUAUGAAGAUUUAAAGCCACCUACAUCUCCAAGUCCAAGACCGAGUGGUUUGAAAUCCUCAGCAACUGUGGAAGUAACAUCAGCAGUUACUGGAGGCAACGAUGUGGCAAUCGAUAGUGCUAACAAUUUCUCCAAGGAGGAUUCAUCAAAAAGUUCAGCUUUCUGUCAUUCUCCCUACCCUGCGUAUGAGGACUUCAAGCCUCCAAGCUCUCCAACGCCAUCUUUCAAUAAAAUGUGAAGGGCUGGAAUCUAGUUCUGUUUUGCUUCACUAGUUGUAUCUCGGCAAGCCUAUCGCGUAAUGCAUCAACUCAAGCAUUACAGUUGGAGCAAUUUUUUCAUUAUGUCUUUAUUUUUAUUUUUUCACUUGUAUUUGACUUGUUGAUGCCAACUCACACACUGUCAAGUGUCAACUGUUAACUCUAUUAGCAUUCACAUGUUAUUGUAUGAAAUGAGACCACAUUUUCCUUGUUCA
Messenger RNA from Solanum pennellii, 2511 nucleotides. RefSeq names its product protein TIC 62, chloroplastic. The record is from RefSeq and is a predicted model, not a curated record. NCBI's taxonomy places the organism in Eukaryota, Viridiplantae, Streptophyta, Magnoliopsida, Solanales, Solanaceae. The transcript has 17 exons. The coding region runs from base 73 to 2277 and encodes 734 amino acids.